UAUGAGCAUUACGAAUAUGGACACCAUGGGGAUUACAGUCAUGGUGGUGGUGGUGGUGGUGGAGGAGGGCAUGACGGUUAUGGUGGAUCAGGAGGAGGAGGACAUGGUGGGGGAGGAGGAGGAUAUGGUGGAGGAGGUGGAGGACAUGGUGGGGGAGGAGGAGGAGGAGGAGGACACGGAGGCUAUGGUGGAUCAGGAGGAGGAGGACAUGGUGGAGGAGGAGGAGGCGGUGGACAUGGUGGAGGAGGAGGAGGCGGUGGACAUGGUGGAGGAGGCGGUGGACAUGGUGGAGGAGGCGGUGGACAUGGUGGUUCUGGUGGCGGAGGUUAUAGUGUUACUGAAGGAGGAGGUCAUGGAGGUGGCUCUGGAGGUGGAGGACACGGAGGUGAUGGUCAUGGGGGUGGCUCUGGAGGUGGAGGACACGGAGCUGGUGGUCAUGGAGGAGGUUCUGGAGGCGGUGGCCAUGGUGGUGGCUCUGGAGGCGGAGGACACGGAGGUGGUGGCUACGGUAGCGGAUAUGGUGGACACGGUGGUCACAGUGGUUCUGGAGGUCAUGGCGACAGCAGCGGUUACACGGAUGGCCAUGGAGACGGUGGUUACGGUGGUUACGGUGGUAGUGGUUUUGGCUACGGUGGUUAUGGGAAUAGUUAUCACAAGUAAAUCUAAAUGUGUCCAGAAAUUGUUGGUCGGAAAAUCUCGUUGAUAUCUUACAAUGGACUAUCAUGUUCGUAAGAUCAGCUCA
Messenger RNA from Vespula pensylvanica (western yellowjacket), 742 nucleotides. Its product is annotated as ctenidin-1-like. The transcript has 3 exons. The record is from RefSeq and is a predicted model, not a curated record. NCBI's taxonomy places the organism in Eukaryota, Metazoa, Arthropoda, Insecta, Hymenoptera, Vespidae. The annotation marks the transcript as partial.